UUGUGCCACGGCCCCUACCCACGACGAGGACGACACAAAGAGCCCGGGUUCACAGCCCACCGCGGCUGCUCCGUAUCUUCGCUCCUCACCCUGUUGAUGCUGCGCUCUAUUCUAGCGUGGAAAACCCACUGGUCCCGUGAUAUUUGAGCUCCCGAGACGCGUUCGCGGCGGCCCGCCCACAGACACACAUUCCGGACCGUGGGGCGGAUCUCUGGCUCCGCUCGCUCCCUCUCUCUGCCGACUCGUUCGCGUGGGCUCCGCUCUGAUAAGCUGCCGUGGGAAUCCAUCAGUGGAGAGCCCGGCCCUGCUCCAUUUUAACCGCCCUGUUCGUUUCUCACAAUAUUGCAUUUUUCCCCUCCAUCCCUCGACCGCCGCGAGCGAGCGAGCGCGCGCGCACCAGAGGGCAGGCAAGGCGAGGCGACGGAGAGGAAACGACGCUGUGCGUUUUGACCGGAUUGCAGAGCAGCAGCAGCAGCCGCGGCGGCGGUUUUACCAAUAACCGCACGUUCUGAGCAUCUCAUCUGCUGAACCGCCCGGCAGGAGCUCGGCCGUGUACGCGGGGCUCGUUCUUCUCUCAGCACCACCCGGCGGUGGAGUUAAUGUGCGGCGAGGGACGCGACCAGUCGGCGGCUGAACGACGAUCGUACCAUAUAAUAUACCCCCCGUCCUAUGUUCUGGACGCAAAUCCUCCUCCGGGAUGUUGACGUGAAUUGGCCGACGGAACCGGCGCGACGCAGAGCUCUCCAUGUGGAGCCGGGUUCGAGCAGAGCUGCAGGCGGUGUGACAACCCCGGGCUCCGGGUUACGCUGCCGCUCACGCCAUCGGGACACUUGCGCGGCGUGCAACAUAAACUUUGGCUAGUUUUGCUGCGGACUCGUGCGGAACAUGGUGAUGAACACUUAAACAACAAUCAGCCUCGUAAACGAAAGCACGACUUUUCUUUUUUUUAAUGAAUAACACCAGCGUUUUAGAGAAGACAGAGCGUUUCUCACCGGCUGCACGUACAACAUGAUGAUCAUGUACAAUGAUCAUGACAUGUCCGUUGCACGCAGAAACGAUCGCCUGGGUGUACGAAGCAGGACGUGUACAAUGUGCUUGCAGAGAGAUCGUUUUAAAACCUAUUUUUAGCCACAAUGAUUCACUUGUAGGACGAGCGUGUUGAAAAACGGACAGUAGCGGAGCAUCCGCCACGCGAGCCUUCCAGUGACUGUCGGCGGAACCCUGCACUCAAGCUGUUUGUUCAUUAACCGUUACUUGUGUGUUGUGACGCGAGACGGGCUGCGCGCGAGGUCACCGUGUCUAGCAGCGCUGAGCUGCACGUGAACUUGUUCUCUUGACGAGCAACAGUCGCGUCACGAGCCGCUGGCAGAUAAAGGGCGAAAUAAAGCGGUAAAAUUUACUAAAUGCUCCGACGUCGUUGUUCGUGCGGGAAGUAGAGAUGCUGCUUCGCAAGUUGCCUGGCGUGUCCGCCUCGGGAAUGGGUCUCCGGCUCUCGCAGAAAUUCGUUUUCCUGCUCUUCAUCUCGGGUCUGGUGACUCUCUGCUUCGGGGCCCUUUUCUUCCUGCCGGACUCGGUGCGUCUCAAGCGAAUCUUCCUGUCGAAGAGCGAGAGCCCCGCCGUGACCGCCGUGUCCGAACACGGGGCUCGGGAGCAGCCGCGGAAUGCGGCCGGAGAGCCCGAGCACCCGCGGGGCAUGACUCCGGGCCGGGGGGACGUCAGCACUCGCCUCAGAGCCCUGAGCCGCAGACCCUCCGUGUCCUACGAGGCGAGGACUGCGGGCAGAGCGCGGGAAGAGCGGAGCCGCGCGCGAGCGGAGCCCGGCGGCCGAGCUCGAGAUCAUCAUGAUCAUCAUGAUGCUGCUGCUCGCGCCGACAGAGACGCGGGCUUCAGCGGCCAGAGCAGGGAUGCCUUCGAUUACGGGAAGCUUAAAAAAUGCCUCUUUAAGCCGCCUCUGGGGUCUGACGGGGGGCAGCCGAGCGACCCCCAGGCUCGGGAACGGCGCGACAAAGUAAAGGAGAUGAUGAAGUUCGCCUGGGAAAACUACCGGCGCUAUGCCUGGGGCAAGAAUGAGUUGAGACCACUGACCAGGAAUGGCCACAUUGGGAACAUGUUCGGUGGCCUGAGGGGGGCAUCCAUCGUGGACUCUCUGGACACGCUCUACAUCAUGGGGCUGACACAGGAGUUCGAGGAAGCCAAGGAAUGGGUGGAGAACAAUCUGGACCUCAACUCGAACGGGGAGGCAUCCCUCUUUGAGGUGAAUAUCCGCUACGUCGGUGGGCUACUCUCAGCAUACUACCUGACAGGUGCAGAGGUAUUUAAGAAGAAGGUAGUGGAGCUGGGGGAGAAGCUGUUGCCAGCAUUCAACACACCUACAGGCAUCCCACGUGGAGUCAUCAACCUGGGCAGUGGCACCAGCUGGAGCUGGGGUUGGGCCUCAGCGGGGAGCAGCAUCCUGGCUGAGUUUGGAACCCUGCACCUGGAGUUUGUCCACCUUACGGAACUCUCUGGAAACCCUGUGUUCACAGAGAAGGUGAUGAACAUUAGGAAGGUUCUGAACAAGAUUGAGAAACCACAUGGACUCUACCCCAAUUUCCUGAGUCCAGUUAGUGGCAACUGGGUCCAGCAUCACGUGUCCAUCGGGGGCCUGGGUGACAGCUUCUACGAAUAUCUGAUCAAAUCGUAUUUGAUGUCAGACAAGACAGAUGAAGAGGCCAAGAAGAUGUACUACAGUGCUAUGGAUGCCAUUGAGGCCAACCUGGUCCAGAAGUCACCUGGGGGACUUACCUACAUUGCAGAAUGGAGGGGUGGCAUCCUCGACCACAAGAUGGGCCACCUGGCCUGCUUCUCCGGGGGGAUGGUGGGCAUUGGUGCAGAUGAUGGUGAGCUGACCAAGAGGCAGCACUACCUGGACCUGGCAGCUGAAAUCACCCACACCUGCCAUGAGUCAUACAGUCGCUCAGCUACAAAACUUGGGCCAGAAGCUUUCCGGUUUGAUGCUGGCGCUGAGGCCACAGCCACCAGACUGAGUGACAGAUACUACAUUUUACGACCAGAGGUCAUCGAGAGCUACAUGUAUAUGUGGAGGCUGACCCAUGACCCCAAGUACCGACAGUGGGGUUGGGAGGCAGUGGAGGCCCUGGAGCACCACUGCCGUGUGGAGGCAGGCUUCUCUGGAAUCAGGGAUGUGUAUGCAACUACUGUCAGUCAUGACAACAUGCAGCAGAGCUUUUUCCUCUCCGAGACACUUAAAUACUUGUACUUGCUGUUCUCCGACGACGACUUGCUGUCACUGGAAGAUUGGGUCUUCAACACGGAGGCACACCCCUUGCCUAUCAUCCGUCGGAACUGCCCUCCAGAGCGUGAGGAUGCAGAGGAGGCACCUGAAUAGCACAUCCCCACUCCCCUCUCUGUCCUUAAAACGAACCCAGGACGACACCCCCUCCACCCACAAGUACUAGGGAGGGCUGAGGCUAAGCCACAGAUUCCCAAUUCCUUUCCAGCAAAGGACCUUCUUGUUACGCUGCAAUUAUAUUUCCAGAGUCGGGACACCUGGCCCUGUAGAGGGCGCCGGCAUUAUUUUGAGUGGACAAUCAGAGACUUUGACAAAGAAAAAAAUAAUCAAGCACCUUUUUCUUUCUUUCCUUCUUUCCUCUGUGAGGAAAAUUGAAUAACAAAAUAACUGGCGGCUCCCAGUCUGGGGGUUUAGCAGAAAUGUUGGCCAUAUUGUAAGAAAGCGAAAACCACUCAGCUUCUUUAACAUCAGCUUCUUUCAUUUUCCUAAUUUUUGCAUCACAUGCUUUAGAUUUAUAUAUCAAAUCAUGCUUUUUUCUUUCCUUAGUGCGUAUUAUUUGACCAAAGGUUAUUGUUAACAUUUUCUUACUUGUUAUCAACAUGUGCUUCUUAUUGGACAUGAUACUUUCGUUCCAGUUCGUAUGGCUUAUGGUGUGGAUGUUGGCUUUUUUGGGUAGAAUUACAGAAUGUGAAAACUGAAUGAAUAAUACUUAUGUAAUACAACUGUUUCUGCAAUUUUUUUACAGUCUUUCUUCAGAGAUGGGAAUAGAACCUAAAAUGUGAGGUGAAAGCGAAUAAGCUGAAAGACUGCGUUUGUCAUUGUUUCCACUGGUCUUUCUUUCUUUUUUUUUUUUUUUUUUUGCUGUGCUGCAUGAGCACCGCUGCUGCUUGUGUCAGCGGCGGUUUCCUGUUCAAGCUCAAGCCUUCUGCUGUUUCGGGUGGAACAAGGCUGAACCGACAGCUGCCCUGCCGUGGCUGUUCUCGCUCAGCCAGCGUUCAAAAACAUGAGCUCUUUGCUAUACUUUCUCACAGCCAAGGUGGUGAAUGUCUUUGCAGCUUCUCCAUUCUGUUUUAUUUACUUUUUUUUUUAAAUAAAACACCAGUAAAAUGAAUUGGAAAGAGGAAGAUGUACAUACCUUGAAGAAUGUGAGUGCUCCAUGUUAUUAACAUUUUCCUUUUUUAAUUCUGUUAAUUUUUUACUUAUGUUAUUUCUUUAUUUCACUUUCCUCAGGUGUUUCUGUGAAAGAAAAAAAUGAGUUUAAUAAUUUGAAUUAUUGCUAUUAAUGUGAAUUAUUCUUAUUCUCCAUUUGACUUAUCUUUCAUUGCUGAAUA
Molecule: messenger RNA, 4623 nt
Organism: Scleropages formosus (Asian bonytongue)
Lineage: Eukaryota; Metazoa; Chordata; Actinopteri; Osteoglossiformes; Osteoglossidae
Product: mannosyl-oligosaccharide 1,2-alpha-mannosidase IC
Exons: 12
Coding region: 1439-3388 (649 amino acids)
Biological process (GO): mannose trimming involved in glycoprotein ERAD pathway; carbohydrate metabolic process
Cellular component (GO): endoplasmic reticulum; Golgi membrane; extracellular exosome
Molecular function (GO): mannosyl-oligosaccharide 1,2-alpha-mannosidase activity; calcium ion binding
Source: RefSeq, a predicted model, not a curated record